AUGAACUGCGUAGGGUUUGAUAUCGACUAGCAAAAUUUCAUGAGCGACAACUAGAGCGAGAGCCCGAGCGAGUAGAGAUGUGAGCGCUACGAGGGAUGGAGUGGUCGCAUACGAUUUUACUUCGAGCAGCGCAUACCUCGUGUCGACAGUCAAUAAAAUGUUUCUUUGGAACAACAUCGCUGACUAGUUCUUCGUAACUUGUUUCAGGCGGAAAAUACAGUUUGAUAAAAAGCGAACAAAAAAAAAUCAUGACGGUGCUGAGCAAAAGCACCCGGCAGGCGGAAGUGAGUCUGCAACGCGGGAUGGACUUUCUGUUCGCGCCAAGCACGACGGCCACGGGUCUCGCAACGCUGACAUUUGUGGAGCAACCGGUGGAAGAUAUAGCAGAAGUGGGUCUGGAAGUAAAAGAGCAAGUUGUGGUUGUCGACCAGGACUUCGACAUCAAUUCGAUGCUGACCUUCUUGUCCGACCAAGUUUCGUCCUGCUUCAACGGAGGUCUUGAGCAGUCCACGUCCUCUUCUUCUAGCAGCAGAAGUAAAGCAGCAGCUACGAAGAAUUUGCUAAGCAGCUACUGUCCAAUUCUGCUGACAAGAACCGUGAAGACAUCAUCUUCCAGUUGUAAGACAACUUCUUCUACUUCCACGAACAGUAAAAAGACACAAACUACUGAGUUUCCGGAAUCCCCCCAGCAGCUCGCGAUGCGGCUGAUCGCAACGGCAUCCCUCAACGUGGCGACGUUUUGGAAGUGGAAACUUUUGUCGAUUUCCACCGGCGGGUUGUCCAACCUUUUCGUCCAGAUGUCCUGUGUGCCCAUCGUCGCCCCGUUUAACACCCCACCCGUCGGCUACGUGCACUGGAGGACGAAUAAGCGGGCCGUGGCGUUUCAGAGGUCCCUGUUCUUUUUGUGUGUAGCGCAAGGGGGGUUGGCGAUGGCGAAGUUUUUUGCGGGGAACUUGAUCGGGGGAUUCUUCGACGCGAUGAUCGCGGGAGUAUAGGCUGUUGCGUUGUUUUGUCAUGCAAAGAAUCGCAAUACCUGUUGGUUCUGUCAUGCGGUUCUUCUAAUUGAAAAAAAAAAGAUUGUCAAUCACAAAAUAAACUAGACCGGCCUCUACGCCGCUUGCCCGGACGGCGUGACGAUGUUGAGUACGUACUUGGUCUAUCAAAUGCAAAUAUGUCUGGGUCUGGAAGGUCGCAACUUUUCAUGCUAUUUUUGGAUUCUGAAAAAUUUUGUAUUGCAUGACCAGCAAGCCGGACAGGGCGUUUCGCAUGCGGAAGGCGCGUCAGGAAGCCCGGUAAAAGUCUGUGAUGCUAGGUCAUGCAUUACAGGCAUCACCGGUCAUGAGAAAUACGCAUGACAAAUCCUGCAUUCUUUUAAACCCAGACAUAUUUGCAAUUGAUAUGAUCUUCGCGGGCUUCAACGGCGUGAUGGACAUGUUGCAGUUGUUAUCAAAUGUAAAAAUGUCUGGCUCUGGAAGAAUGCAACUUGUGAUGCUGCAUUUGGAUUCCAAAAAAAUCUGUAUUGCAUGAGUACCAAAGGGAAUGCAAUUUCUGCUACGCUGAGAAGGCAUUUGUCAUGCGGAAUAGGCAUCAAGAAGCCCUCAAGAAAUCUGUAUUGCAAGGGUAUGCAUCACAGACAUCAUGGCUCAUGCAAAACGUGCAUGACAAGUGUCAGAAUCUUCCAGACCCAGACAUUUUUACACUUCAUAGUUGUUGCAGACUUACCACGGGAUGAUCCCACUGUAUUGGGUUUUGUGAUUUUUUUGAGUAGUUGCUCUUGCGUCCUUUGCAUGACAAAAUUAUGUUGUUUUGUUGCAUGAAUGCGCAUGACAAACUCUCCAUCCCAGGUACCUCCUCCCCUUCCAGUAUCCGGCUUUCCGCCCGAUUUUGCUCCUCCUCGGCUGCUACUACACGUACGAAUUUCACAAGGAGCUCGCGGCCAUUUUCGGCGGGUACGGCUGCGCGGGUUCGCAGGACACCUAUUUCGUCGAGGCCAUGUCGCACAAGAUCUGGGGCAACCCACCUGGGUGCAGCGAGCACGAGGCGCGGCUGGAGGAAUCGGGUACGGGCUCCGGGUUCGGCAACAACCCAACGGGGAUCAACAGCAACCCCGCGCCGCAGAACUGGGGCAGUGGCAUGUUGGGCGGAACGGGUGGGGGUCCGGCGGGUGGAAAUGGUAUCGCGAAUCAAAGCAACACGGCGAACGUCCAGAUGCCGCAGCAAAGACGGUUUAACCCUUUUGGGGGUGAGGGGCGACGGUUGGGGGCGGAAGAUCGGUAACUAAGGGGUUGAAAAUAUUAACCUGAAAUACGAUCUGUUUAGAAUUUAGUUCGGUUUUGAUUUCAAUACAGUUUCUUGAUUCGUGGUUCGAUUAAUACUGUUGAAAGGAAGUAACACUAUACAGCUCGUGCCUUGUUUGAGUCAAAAUUACGGAAGCGUAUAAAGUCGUUGUCGCAGAACUCGUGUUUGAUAUUCUCAAAUUUCACCAAGACCAGGAGGCAUUCCUGCUUCAAAAACUAGGGAUAAAAUUUUCGUUUUGAUGCACCACCGGUGAGCAGCUAGGUACAAGAAGCUUGCUUUCUUCGAAGAAAUAGUAUAAAGUGUUGAACGAGCUCUCUUUAUUGCAGCGGGGAGAAUAAUAGACUCGUCGCAGAAUAUUUUUUCACAGAACUACAAACCUGUUCUGAAUACUUGACAGAAAAUUUAU
Amoebophrya sp. A120 is the source of this 2704-nucleotide messenger RNA. The record is from the annotation of a GenBank genome assembly. Lineage: Eukaryota; Dinophyceae; Syndiniales; Amoebophryaceae.